Molecule: messenger RNA, 380 nt
Organism: Linderina pennispora
Lineage: Eukaryota; Fungi; Kickxellomycota; Kickxellomycetes; Kickxellales; Kickxellaceae
Exons: 1
Coding region: 16-333 (105 amino acids)
Source: RefSeq, a predicted model, not a curated record
CUCUUUUUCUUCACCAUGAAGCUGUUUGCGACUCUUGCUCUCCUCCUCGUCUCUGCUGCUGCUGCUGCAGUCCCAGCCAAGCGCCAGGCGCCCGGCAUUGGACAGGACGGCUGCAACGCUGCCAAGUGGGGUCCUCUGCUUGUUGGCAAGAAGAUCAUCCUCCCUAACAAGUGUGUCCACGGCACCCACAACAACGUCUUCUAUGCCAAGGGGCUCCCUGAGGGGACCCGCAUCAUCCCCCCUGGCACUCCUGUUACCGCAGACUACCGCUUCAACCGCCUCAAUCUAGAGGUCACCAGCGACUAUAUUGGUACCAAGGUGUGGUGCGGCUAAACAUCUUUGCGGCGCCUACAUAGCUUCCCAAGUCGAGGUUUUGAUAG